This is a messenger RNA of Thamnophis sirtalis, 532 nucleotides long. It is a transcript of the gene NDUFAF4, whose product is annotated as NADH:ubiquinone oxidoreductase complex assembly factor 4. Gene Ontology annotation, biological process: mitochondrial respiratory chain complex I assembly. Lineage: Eukaryota; Metazoa; Chordata; Lepidosauria; Squamata; Natricidae. Gene Ontology annotation, cellular component: mitochondrion. The record is from RefSeq and is a predicted model, not a curated record.
UGCGGGGCAGGCGUGGGUUUGCUCUUGCUGAUUUCCCGGUGCGCUCGGUUUUCCAGGUUAAACUUGCUAAGCACGCGGGUCACCCUGGCGCCCAUCGCACCGGCUCACAAUGUGUCGACGGGGAGGUCUGCCAAUAUCCAAGACGAGAUAAAGAAAAAAGAUGAAAAGCUUCUUACUUUGUUGAAGGAUGUCCGUGUUGAUUCCAGUGAUCCAGGCUUGCAAAAGAAAAAAGGGAGAAAUCUCCUACGUAAGCAGGAAGAUUACAGGCCGCUAAUAGAUGGACAGUUCAAUUAUCUGGACAUUCAGGCUGUUCCCAAAGGCAAAGUCUUGAUAGAGGAAGCCUUGACUCUUCUCAACAAUCAUCAACGCUCUCCAGAGACAUGGACUGCUGAGAAAAUAGCAGAUAAAUAUUCUUUAGAACUGAAGGAUGUGAAUAACCUUUUAACAUUCUUCAUCCCGUUUGUUAUGGAGUUCCUUCCUUACAAAGACCAGAAAACCCUGGACUCCAAAUAAAAAUUGCAAGAGAACUCUA